Xiphias gladius (swordfish) is the source of this 4883-nucleotide messenger RNA. It is a transcript of the gene jph2, whose product is annotated as junctophilin 2. NCBI's taxonomy places the organism in Eukaryota, Metazoa, Chordata, Actinopteri, Istiophoriformes, Xiphiidae. The coding region runs from base 610 to 2922 and encodes 770 amino acids. The transcript is spliced from 5 exons. Gene Ontology annotation, cellular component: sarcoplasmic reticulum; junctional membrane complex; endoplasmic reticulum membrane. The record is from RefSeq and is a predicted model, not a curated record.
CUGCUAAAGUAUUUCCAACAGCAGCGACUGUCGGGAGAUAGCUGGGUGGCAGGGACAGGGGGAAGAGGGGCUUUUCUCCGUGGCCACCUGGAAAAAGCCAUGUAAGACCCCCUGGCUCAUUAAGACCUGGAUGCAGAAAUAAUUCGAUUUAAGAAGUGUUCGGCCAAUUGGCUCCGAAUGUGUAACGAGGCGUGAUUUAUUCCGGGAGGGAAACUGUAGGGUGGAUGCGGUUCAGGAGAGCAGUCGACGAAUCCAAGGGGGGAGACACUGGAAAAUAGUCCGGGGAGCAAAACAAAAACCAAAAAGCAAAAAAAAAAAACCAAAACCAAAUAAAGUUUCUGUAAAGCGUGAAGUGCGGCCGGGACCUUCAUGGACGCGCUGAGAAAUCCCCCCAGGAACCAGGUCCAAGGGAAGAAACCCGCUCAAGUUCAGCACUGAGGACAACUCCAGUCAGGUUUGAUGUCAGGUGAAGGUGAAGUCAGACUGACGGAGCUUGCGUCUUCAGCCAGGUAACAGACUAAACCCGCUUGGCUUUCUGAUCCCUGCCUUUUGUUUCGUUUUUCUUUUGUUGGUUUUUUUUUUUGGGGAGGGGGGGCGCCGAGGUGAGGCAUGAGUGGGGGUCGCUUUGAGUUUGACGACGGCGGAGCCUACUGCGGAGGCUGGGAGGGGGGUAAAGCCCACGGCCAUGGCAUCUGCACCGGACCCAAAGGCCAGGGCGAGUUCUCCGGCUCCUGGAACUACGGCUUCGAGGUGGUGGGGGUCUACACCUGGCCCAGCGGAAACACCUACGAGGGGUACUGGUCGCAGGGGAAGCGUCACGGUCUGGGGUUAGAAACCAAGGGACACUGGAUCUACCGAGGGGAAUGGACUCACGGCUUCAAAGGGAGAUACGGCAUCCGGAUCAGUGUUGGCAGUGGAGCCAAGUAUGAAGGAACCUGGAACAAUGGGCUUCAGGACGGAUACGGAACCGAAACAUAUGCCGAUGGAGGUACUUUCCAGGGACAGUUCACUGGUGGGAUGCGACACGGCUAUGGUGUUCGUCAGAGCGUCCCCUAUGGCAUGGCAGCGGUCGUCCGCUCCCCUCUUCGUACCUCCUUGACCUCCCUUCGCAGCGAGCACAGCAACGGCACCGUCUUGCAGCAAGACAUCCCCAUCAUCACCGCCACCAAUGCCUCAGGUGAGGAGAUGCCCGUCGCCACCCCCACCCAUCUGGGACCAUCCCACGGAGGCUUCGCCCUCACCCUCCAGGUGGACCCAGACACAGUGAAACCCAAGAAGAAGGGCCUGUUUCGCAGGGGCUCUCUUCUGGGCAAGCUGAAGAAGUCCGACUCGAGCACCUCGCUGUCCAGCCAGAAGAGCAAGAUCAGCUUCCUGAGGACAGAAUCGGCUCUCAGCUCCAACGCCAGCGACACCAACUCCACCAUCAGCAUCGGGGACGAGAGCCUGGCCGGAGCCGAGGAUUUCCCCCCAGUGGAGGCCGACAUCGACGCCACCACCACAGAGGUCUACAUGGGCGAGUGGAAGAACGACAAGCGCUCAGGUUAUGGAAUAAGCGAAAGGUCCAGCGGGCUGAAGUACGAGGGCGAGUGGCUGAACAACCAGAGGCACGGCUACGGCUGCACCACCUUCGCGGAGGGAGGGAAAGAGGAGGGCAAGUACAUGAACAACAUGCUGGUGAAGGCCAUGAAGAAGAGGGUGAUCCAGUUGAAGGGAACCAAGAUCAAGCAGAAGGUGGAGCGGGCAGUGGAGGGAGCUCAGAGGGCUGCGGCCAUCGCCAAGCAGAAGGCAGAGAUCGCUGCUUCCAGGACGACCCAUGCAAAGGCCAAGUCAGAUGCAGCAGAACAGGCGGCUCAGGCCUCCAACAGUGAGUCCAGCAUUGCCAGACUGGUGGCCAAAGAGCUCUCCCCUUCCUUCUACCAGCCAGGUCCUGAGUAUCUGAAGAAGAGGGUGUUACUGGAGGUCAUGGAGGGCAGCGAGAUCACAGACACUGUCAUGCAUGAGCCGCUGCUAGCUGAGGAGGAGCCCCUGCCCACACCGCCCGAAAGCCCACUCAUGAAUGAACUGGAUAGCCUCAUGCCUGGCUCGUCCCCAGGCCGCACCCCCUCCCCCAGUCCGGGCAUCACCCUCAAGGAAGACCCCAAACUGCUCUGUCCAGGGAGCUGGAAUGAAGACAAAACCAGUAGGGGUGGUGGCAGCAAGGGUGGCAGUAGACCCAACAGCAGGCCCAGCAGUCGCCCCACUAGCCCUUCAACCUUUCUUUCUGCUCCUCCUUCAGCUGCACCUGAAGGAGGAGGGGGCCCCAGCAGUCGUGGCCCCUCUCGUACCCCCAGCCGUCAGAGCAACAAGAACGAGCAGGGCUCUGACCUGGAGAUCAAGCCCCUGCAGAAGUUUGACUCCGAGGCAAAAGCUCCAGAUGCCACCCCUGCCGCUGCUGCCCCUGUAAGGAACAGCCUCAUCCCCCAAGAUGAAGAAGAAGCUCCGCGCCCCAAAGUGCCCAAACCUGUCAACCCCGAGCCCAAAACUGAAGAGCUCAAACCUGAAAGAGCUCCGUCAGUCCACGAACGAGCGCCCUCCGUCUUUGAGAACCAAGUGGAGUCCAGGGAGGUGAGCAGGCCGUCCAGCAAAGUGGAGACAAAGCCGUUACCAAAAUGGCAACCCAGCCCAGCUCUGUCCCCAAAACAUGCCCCCAAUCUUGAACCUAAAACAGUACCAAAGCAAGUGGAAGCCAAAGCCAUUGUUGCCAAACCAGCGCCGAAGGUGGAUCCCAAAGCAGAGGCCCGACUGAAGGCCAUUGUGUCAAGCCCGAGUUAUGAGGUGACUGCAGAGUCUUUGGAGCUGGAGGGCCCAAACACCAUAAUGAUCUGCAUGGUAAUCCUGCUCAACAUUGGCCUGGCCAUUCUCUUCGUACACAUUUUGUCAUGAGACGUUUGCCGCCACCUCAGGUAAUCUACACGAAGACGCCGAAGACGUGAUGCAGUGAAAUUGCACAAGCGCAACAUGCAACAGCUCUUUAUGAUCUGCCUGAGUCCACUAAAAGACAAAUGGUUUGGUUUGCCGCAGGUCAACAGCAGCGUUGGGAGAGAGACGAGAGAUCCUCCCCCUCCUCCUCAGUAAGGACCAGAGAUCAGAGAGACCGCCGGGGGGGGGGGGGGGGCUCGUGCAGACGGCCACAGCUCUUCUAGAGGUUUUUGUUGGUGUGACAGUGUGAGGCUCUGUGGAGCUCCUCUCUUUCCAGAGGUCGGAGAAACGGAAGGACAUUGAGUUGACUGGAGGGAUUCAGUACACCUGAAUAUGAUGAUGAAUAUUUGUAUGUUAAAGUGCGGAGGGAAGGGAGUGGGGGUGGGGGGGGCGGCUGGGGUGGAUGGUAGAGUAUGUCUCAGUGCUUACACUGGAGAAGCAGGGUGGCAGAAGUCAGCUUCAUCACAGCGUGUCAGCAUUUCGCAAAGGAAAGGCUUUUAACUGAAUCCUUAACUGGCACACACACACACACACACACACACACUGGCUGCCUCUCACAACACUGAAUCAGACAGAUUAGACGAACUCAGUAGAUGAUUAUGUUUUGUCACAAGAUAUGUUUGUUUGUAUCAUGUAGUCGAAUGUUGAAGGAAUGUUGAUCACAUGUACAGACUUAAUAUUCUCUCCACUAUGCCUUGAACUUGAUUCUUUAGACACUGCAGCAGACGUGUGAAGGAUUUUGGGAGUGACAACUGUUAAUAUCAUUGUGUUUAAUCAUCUGCCAUGUGCAAUGUUUGGUUAGAAAGCUGAAGAAAGAUCCAUUAAGCAGGAAUGUGAAAUGUGUAAGACGCACUCUGUGUGUGUCCGCCCCCAUCGAGAAGCUCUCCAAACACUGCUGAAUACGGACAGAACGUGUAAUCUGAUGUUUUAUUUACAUUCGGCUUCAGCAUCCUGCAAAAAAAAAAUCUGCGUUUGACACUAUGGUGUUCUACACUGUGAAAUGUUCUGCUUUCACUGGGAUUUAUAUGCAUUCACUGUCAUUCUGCCGCUUUGGUUGGGGGAGCUGAUAAACCACACUGAAAAGGAAAAAAGGAAGCUAAUGAGUCUCACUGCUGUUGUGUAUGCACUGUAUGUCCCUGUGCUGAUUGUCAUGCAACGCUGUUUAGCACCCGGGUGGUUUUUAAAUGCGAGUUGUGUAUGUUUUGCAAUAGAAUAAGCCAGCAGAAAAUGGAGGCCGGGGUUUAUCGUAUUUAAAAACAAUCACUGUAUGUUCUAGUACCUUUGCUCAAUCUACAGAUUUAUAUUAGCAGCAGGAAGCAGGGUUGGGAUGACGUGUUUUUUUGCCUGUAAGUUCCUCUGGCGUUCGUGUUUUCAUGUAUGUUUCAGUGUAGAAAAACUUGUCCACACUGUUCCACCGCAUUAUAUUCAGGACCUGUUGUGCUUUAGAGCCAAAUAUGAGUUCAACUUUUGUACGCAUGAGGGCACUUUGUGUGUAUGGGUCUGUAUUUUUGUACCAUUUUGACGUGCACAUCUAUUCAGCAUUCACAAUAUUCUGUUGCAGGAUUUUGUUUUCAAAGAGAUAUGCAAACCUAAAUGUAUUUAUCUCCCAAAGGAGUCAGAUUACCUCGUGAUUGUGAGAUGGAGAAAAAUAUAGAAUGAUUCUUAACUCCAUGUCUUACAUUGAGAAGAGCACUCUUCAGACGUGCCGUUUAAUAUUUCUCCGUUGUUCGUUUAGCCAUGUAUACAUGGGUUUUUUAAAAAAAAAAAAAAAAAAGGACAGAGGUUUUUAGCUGAAAUUGUUUUGACAUUGAGUUUGCAAAUGAACACACAGACCAACUGGGUGUGCAUUAUUUUCAUGCAAAAAAAAAAAAAAAAGAAAAAUCCACAAGAAAUCUACAAAAAGGUGCAGUUUUGAUCAAAUCUCC